UGUUUAUACAUUCUCUGGCUGGUACAUAUUAAAAUCGGAAUCAUUUUGUUUGGAUAACGUGUAGUUCGUAUUGUGCGACUAAUUUGGAUAUUUAUAAUAGUGAAUCACGCAUUAACAGUGACUGAGCCAAAAAUAUUUUAACGAUCUCCGCGCCGUGAACCUUCUCUAUGAUAAACGUUCUCUGGUUCAACAACAACAAAAAGUACAAGGACAAAAUAUUAAUCUCGAUAUAGUCCCCGAGGUAUUGCCGUAUUUGAGGAAAAAGCUAGAUAGAAUAAUAUUUCGAUUGCUCAUCAGAAUAAAAUCAAUAGUGAUGAAUCAACCAAAUAAAUACGCUGCAACGAGUGCUACCCUGCAUCGUAAUAUAUUCGAAUUGAUCGAUCAAUUUUCGGAGGAGUUCAGGAACAUGAAUGGUCGAAUUAUCGAUAUAGGCUGCGGUCCUGGAAAUACCACAAGAGAUAUACUUGUCCCAUGUGUCGGCAGGGAGGCUGUUAUUGUUGGUGCUGAUAUAUCCCCAGAAAUGAUUGAGUAUGCAAAUCAGCAUUAUGCAGUUAGUGAUAAACUAUCAUUCCUUGAGUUAGAUAUGCAAACGUCUGAGCUACCAAAAAACUUGAUCGAACAAUUUGAUCAUGCAGUUUCGUUCUAUGCUCUCCACUGGUGUAAGAAUACACAGAAAGCAUUACAGAACAUCUACAAACUUCUUCGACCAGGGGGUAAAGCCAUUAUUUUAACCAUUUCCCAUCACUUGAACUACGAUAUGUAUCUGGAACAGGAAAAAGAUCCAAGAUUUGCACCAUACAUGCAGGGUUCAGAGAAGUGGACACCUCCUCACCAGGGUUGUGCAAAUGCUGACGAGAUGAUGAAGAAAGAUCUAAUUGCAGCCAAAUUCAAAGUAGAGUACUGUGUUAACAAAUGGAAUACAUUCACCUAUCCAAGUUUGGACACUCUAGUUGAUUUGGUGAUGUCUGUUAAUCCAUGUGUAAAUAAAAUGCCAAAUGAUGUCCAGAGAGAAUGCAGGGAAGAUAUGAAGGAGCGUCUCAAGACCAAGACUGUUUCCACCAAAGGAGGUUCCACUGUAGAUUGUCCCAUUUCGGUACUCAGAAUUGUAAUCCAAAAACCCGAGAAUUCAGAGGAAAUUAAUUAACAGACUUGUCUAAUUGUUGUCUAGAAAAGCAAGCUAAAUUUCGUGCAAAUUAAAUUUAUUGAAUGUUGAGUUAUUAAUCCAUAAAAUAAAAUAUGUGAAUGUUUUCUUGUUAAAGCAUGUGCUAGUCGCAUACCAUUUGUAAUUGUAUUGUAAGAAUAAAGAAUGUAUACUUA
This is a messenger RNA of Bactrocera dorsalis (oriental fruit fly), 1317 nucleotides long. RefSeq names its product juvenile hormone acid O-methyltransferase-like. Gene Ontology annotation, molecular function: S-adenosylmethionine-dependent methyltransferase activity. The transcript has 7 exons. The coding region runs from base 314 to 1144 and encodes 276 amino acids. The record is from RefSeq and is a predicted model, not a curated record. NCBI's taxonomy places the organism in Eukaryota, Metazoa, Arthropoda, Insecta, Diptera, Tephritidae.